Molecule: messenger RNA, 2418 nt
Organism: Loxodonta africana (African savanna elephant)
Lineage: Eukaryota; Metazoa; Chordata; Mammalia; Proboscidea; Elephantidae
Gene: GARS1
Product: glycyl-tRNA synthetase 1
Exons: 17
Coding region: 16-2235 (739 amino acids)
Biological process (GO): mitochondrial glycyl-tRNA aminoacylation
Cellular component (GO): cytoplasm; mitochondrion
Molecular function (GO): glycine-tRNA ligase activity; ATP binding
Source: RefSeq, a predicted model, not a curated record
CCCGGCUGCCGGCUCAUGCCUUCUCCGCGUUCGGCGCUGCUCAGAGUCGGACGCUACGCUCUGUUGCUGUCGCUGACUUCCCCGCUCGUGCCCCGGCCUCCGCUCGCGUCCCGUCAGCCCCUCAGCACGCCCUCCCGCCCCCGGACCUCAUUCUCUGCGGCCGCCUCCCGGAGCAGCAUGGACGGCCCCGGGGCUGAAGAGGUGCUGGCACCUCUCAGGCUAGCCGUGCGCCAGCAGGGAGAUCUUGUACGAAAACUGAAAGAAGAUAAAGCACCGCAAGUAGAUGUAGACAAAGCAGUAGCUGAACUCAAAGCCCGGAAGAGGGUUCUAGAAGCAAAGGAGUUGGCAUUACAGCCCAAAGAUGAUAUUAUAGACAGAGCCAAAAUGGAAGAUACCCUGAAGAGGAGAUUUUUCUACGAUCAAGCUUUUGCUAUUUAUGGAGGCGUUAGUGGUCUGUAUGAUUUUGGGCCAGUUGGAUGUGCUUUGAAGAACAAUAUUAUUCAGACCUGGAGGCAGCACUUUAUCCAAGAGGAACAGAUCCUAGAGAUUGAUUGUACUAUGCUCACCCCUGAGCCAGUUUUAAAGACCUCUGGGCAUGUAGACAAAUUUGCUGACUUCAUGGUGAAAGAUGUAAAAAACGGAGAGUGCUUUCGUGCCGACCAUCUACUAAAAGCUCAUCUGCAGAAAUUGAUGUCUGAUAAGAAGUGUUCUGCUGAGAAGAAGUCGGAGAUGGAAAGUGUCUUGGCCCAACUCGAUAAUUAUGGACAGGAAGAACUUGGGGACCUUUUUGUGAACUACAAUGUAAAAUCCCCUCUUACUGGAAAUGAUCUAUCCCCUCCAGUACCUUUUAACUUAAUGUUCAAGACCUUCAUUGGGCCUGGAGGGAACAUGCCAGGGUAUUUGAGACCAGAAACUGCACAGGGGAUUUUCCUGAAUUUCAAACGACUUUUGGAGUUCAACCAAGGAAAGUUGCCUUUUGCUGCUGCCCAGAUUGGAAAUUCGUUUAGAAAUGAAAUUUCUCCUCGAUCUGGACUGAUCAGAGUCAGAGAAUUCACAAUGGCAGAAAUUGAGCACUUUGUAGAUCCCAGUGAGAAAGACCAUCCCAAGUUCCCAAGUGUGGCAGAUCUCCACCUUUAUUUGUAUUCAGCGAAAGCCCAGGUCAGCGGACAGUCUGCUCGUAAAAUGCGCCUAGGAGAUGCUGUUGAACAGGGUGUGAUUAACAACUCAGUGUUAGGCUAUUUCAUUGGCCGUAUCUACCUCUACCUCACCAAGGUUGGAGUAUCUCCAGAUAAACUCCGCUUCCGACAGCACAUGGAGAACGAGAUGGCCCAUUAUGCCUGUGACUGCUGGGAUGCCGAAUCUAAAACGUCCUACGGCUGGAUUGAGAUUGUUGGAUGUGCUGAUCGUUCCUGUUACGACCUUUCCUGUCAUGCAAGAGCCACCAGAGUUCCACUUGUAGCAGAGAAACCUCUAAAAGAACCCAUAUCAGUCAGUGUUGUCCAGUUUGAACCCAAUAAGGGAGCAAUUGGUAAGGCAUAUAAGAAGGAUGCAAAGCUGGUGAUAGAGUACCUUGCCAUUUGUGAUGAGUGCUACAUUACAGAAAUGGAGAAGCUACUGAAUGAGAAAGGGGAGUUUACUGUUGAAACUGAAGGGAAAACAUUUCAGUUAACAAAAGACAUGGUCAGUGUGAAGAGAUUCCAGAAAACACUACAUGUGGAAGAAGUUGUUCCGAGUGUAAUUGAGCCCUCCUUUGGCCUGGGUAGGAUCAUGUAUACGGUAUUUGAACAUACAUUCCAAGUACGCGAGGGAGAUGAGCAGAGAACGUUCUUCAGUUUCCCUGCUAUAGUAGCUCCAUUCAAAUGUUCCGUCCUUCCGUUGAGCCAAAACCAGGAGUUCAUGCCGUUUGUCAAGGAAUUAUCGGAAGCCCUGACCAGGAACGGUGUCUCUCACAAAGUAGACGAUUCCUCUGGGUCUAUCGGAAGACGUUAUGCCAGGACUGAUGAGAUUGGUGUGGCUUUCGGCAUCACCAUUGACUUUGAUACAGUGAACAAGACCCCUCACACGGCAACUCUGAGAGACCGAGACUCCAUGCGGCAGAUCAGAGCAGAGGUCUCUGAACUGCCCAGGGUCAUCUGCAAUCUGGCCAAUGGCAGCAUCACGUGGGCCGAUGUGGAGGCCAGGUAUCCUCUGUUUGAAGGGCAAGAGACUGGUAAAAAAGAGACAAUGGAGGAAUGAGGACAGGUUCGGGACAUCUGACCACUUGUGCUAAUAAAAAAAAAAAUAACUCUUAUCAUGCCUACUUUACAAAAAAACAGCAUUGUGACUGCACCCAGGGACUGUAUUUUAUCCUCAGUGGCUGCCUGAUCGUACCGUCUGAUGUAAAACCCACCAUUAAAAUUGAAGAAAUUCUGAACAAAA